AUGAGGUGGAUCCCUCUAGAAGCUAAUCCUCAGGUCCUGAAUGAAUAUAUGAAUAAACUUGGAGUUGUCGAAGAGUCAUGGAAGUUUAUAGACAUUUUUAGUUUGGAUGAUGAUAUGCUUGCAUUUGUACCAGAACCCGUGAUAAGCCUAUUAUUUUUAUAUCCUCUUGAAACUUCCAUUGAAAAUGCUUCAUUAGGUGUUGAGGAUAACUCAUCCAAUGUUGUUUUGAUCAAACAAACGGUCGGUAAUGCUUGUGGAACUAUUGCUAUAUUACAUGCCAUAGUAAAUAAUAAACAACAUUUAAGCAUCAAAGAUGGUUCCUUUUUGAGCAACAUUUUAAAGGAAUUCGAAAAUAAGACACCUGCUGAACGUGGAGUUAUCGUGGAGAGUAAAAAAGAAAUUUCCGCGUUGCAUGAGAAGUCAGCACUAGAAGGUCAAACAGAAGCACCAAACGCUGAGUCAAAAACUAAUUUGCACUUUGUAUGUUUUGUUGAGCAUGACGGAUCUCUAUAUGAACUCGAUGGUCGAAAAAAUGCACCCGUUCUCCAUGGAUCGAUAACAUCAGCUGGUUUUCUGAAAGAUGCAUGCAAUGUAAUCAAAAAGUUCAUCACUUGUUUACCUGGAAGUGUAGAAUUCAGUUUGAUGGGAUUAUGUUCCGAUAAUAACUGA
Schistosoma intercalatum is the source of this 669-nucleotide messenger RNA. NCBI's taxonomy places the organism in Eukaryota, Metazoa, Platyhelminthes, Trematoda, Strigeidida, Schistosomatidae. The record is from the annotation of a GenBank genome assembly.